CCCCCUUAACAUCUAUCCACACCACAAAGUAAAUGGCAGCGCUGAGCUACGGACUGAGUUGAUGAUGGAAGAGAAACGGUGUAAGCAGCGAUAGUUUUACUUCUGUGCGAGGGAGAGAGAGAGAGGGUGAGAGAGAGAGAGAGAAAGAAAGAAAGAAAGAGAGAGAGGGGCAGCGGCAGCGGGAGAGGAGAGGAGAGGAGCAGGAGGAAAGGAAAAGGUAUUUCAUUUGUGUCCUGGAUAAUUUUACCCCGCGGCCGCGACGACCUGGGAACUGAGUGGAAUUGACAAGGCCGUGAAAACUGACAAGCAAAAUAGAAAGUAAACAUUUCAGUUGAUCUGCACUCCUCGCUCGCUCUCUCUCCCUCCCUCCCUCUCUCUCUCUUUUUCUCUCUCUCUCUCUCCUCAUUUGAGGGAGGGAGAGAGGGCGGAAAAAAGAAGGCAUAGAGUAAAACUCGCCGCUUGCCCGGAUCUGUAAGGGAUCUGCCUGAAAUUUCUCUCACCCACCCCCCCCCCCCAUCCUUUCUCCCUCUCUCCGUGAGUUCGGGAACACGCUGGACCCCCCUCGGCCAGUUUUCAGCUUGCGAGUCCGGAUGGAAGAGCAGAGCCGCUUGAUGCAGGCCCGGGCAGCCGGGGCUGGUGGUGGAGGCGGCGGAGGAGCGGGAGGCGGAGGCGGAGGAGGAGGGGGAGGCGGAGGAGGCGGCGGCAGCGGGGUAACGAUGUCUGUGCACCCGGCAUCGGCGGGCCUACAGCCGCUGACGACCCAUCUCCGCGAAAGCCCCACGGAUAAUGGGGACGGGAGGAAGCAAGACAUCGGGGACAUACUCCACCAGAUCAUGACCAUCACCGAUCAAAGUCUGGACGAAGCACAAGCCAAGAAACACGCGCUGAAUUGUCACAGAAUGAAACCUGCCCUCUUCAGUGUUUUAUGUGAGAUCAAAGAGAAGACGGGCUUGAGCAUCCGAAGCAGCCAGGAGGAGGAGCCCGUGGACCCACAGCUGAUGCGGUUGGACAACAUGCUGCUGGCGGAGGGCGUGGCUGGCCCCGAGAAGGGCGGGGGCUCAGCGGCGGCCGCAGCGGCAGCGGCUGCCUCCGGCGGGGUCUCCCCCGACAACUCCAUCGAGCACUCUGACUACCGGGCCAAGUUGGCCCAGAUCCGGCAGAUCUACCACACGGAGCUGGAGAAAUAUGAGCAGGCCUGCAACGAAUUUACCACGCAUGUGAUGAACCUCCUUCGGGAACAGAGUCGGACACGGCCGAUCUCUCCCAAGGAGAUCGAGAGGAUGGUCGGGAUCAUCCAUCGGAAGUUUAGCUCCAUCCAGAUGCAGCUAAAGCAGAGCACAUGCGAGGCUGUCAUGAUCCUGAGGUCAAGGUUCCUCGACGCCAGGAGAAAGCGACGCAACUUCAGCAAGCAGGCCACGGAAAUCUUGAAUGAGUACUUCUACUCCCACCUCAGUAACCCGUACCCCAGUGAGGAGGCCAAGGAGGAACUGGCUAAGAAGUGUGGCAUCACUGUGUCGCAGGUCAGUGUAUCCCAGGUGUCCAACUGGUUUGGAAACAAGCGCAUUCGAUAUAAGAAGAACAUUGGUAAGUUCCAGGAGGAGGCUAACAUUUACGCUGUUAAGACCGCCGUCAAUGCGACUGCUGCCUCUCAGAACAGUCAAGCAAACUCGCCCACCACUCCCACCUCCGCAGGUUCCUCUGGCUCGUUCAAUCUGUCUGCUUCCGGAGACAUGUUCAUGGGGAUGCAGGGGUUAAAUGGAGACUCCUACCCAGGGGCACAGGUGGAGACCCUCCAUCACUCCCUCAACCAGCCCUAUGGGGAAGGACUGGCCGCCAACCAGAUGUACAGCCCACGGGACGUGAGGGCUAAUGGAGGCUGGCAGGAUGCAGCCACCCCAUCCUCUGUAACCUCUCCCACAGAAGGGCCUGGAAGUGUGCACUCUGAUACCUCCAACUGAUCUCCGAGAAACCGGGCCUUUCCCUGAUCCGAUGGGCUUGUCUCCAGCAUUGACCAAUAAGAAAGAAGAGGACAGAGGAGAGGAUGAUUUCAGACAUUGGGGUGACCUUGAUACUAACCUAUCUCCUUGUGUGUUUCACUGUAAAACCUUGGACCUCAGUGUACAGAGGGUGGCAGGUGUUGGAGGAAUAACCCCUAAAGAGGGAUGUCACUCCCAGGAUGGGCCACUUCACCACCACCCCUCCCACAUUCCAUCCUGUCCUGUCCCUACAAAUGGUUGCUCAUGACACACGGACCGUUGGUGGGUUCAACCCAUCCCUCUGUUGUCCAGGAAGGCAACCAUUCCACUGGGAUGUGCAGUUACUCAUGAGGUGUGUGGUUCAGUGGGAUGUAAGUGUGGGGCUUUGCAGAUCGGAGGCACGCAUGGGUGCACCUCACCUUGGCCUUUGUCUUUUCUGUUGGGGGAGGAGUUUGAGGGAAGGCUUUCUGUUGCCCUGGCCCAGGUAGGACAGAGUCAAUUUAUGGUUGUCCCACACACAGUUUGUGUGGUGUGGUUGAACCUGUCAGCUCAGUCUCCCCCCUCCCCACUGUCCCCCUCUCUCUCCCCCUUGUUUUUCUUCCCUCACACUCUCGUCCUCACUGUGAUCUCUCCCUUUACUGUCCCACCUCCCUCUCACCUUACCCCCUACAUUCUUCCUCUCUUCAAUGUACUCUUUCCUCUUGCCUACUCACUUUUUUUCUCCGUCUCUAUCUCUUACUAUCCUCACUCUCCACUGUUCUUUUACUCUUCUCUCUGUCUCUCCACCAUGCUCCCUUGCCUGUCCCCCACUCCUCUCUCCCUCAACCCCGCUACAUUUUCUCUACUUCUCCCUCAGGGUGUAUGUAUGUGUGUGUUUUUAUGUGGUGAGUUUUCUGUGUGCAUACGUAAUUUUUCUAUGCAUGUAUGUGGUCUGGGUUUAUCUGUAAGUGUCUGAUCUGUGUUUUUCUCUCGUGCAUGUAUGUGUGUGUGUGUGUGUGUUUUCUGCCUGGAUGAGUGUGUCCUAUUUUUCAGUGUGGUGUGAUUGACAUCCUCUGUGUGCUCUCCAUCAUGGACAGUGUGGGACUGGUAGAUGCUGGGAGAUCAGCUUACAGGGAAAAUUACAGUGGAAGAGAGAAAAAGAUAGUGUUGCUCUAUGAGCCAACGAGAGCUUGAUGGGCUGAAUGGCUUCCUGUGUUGGUCCAGACCUGCGACCUGCCAGCUGAAUGAUAGAGCGCCCCCCACCCCCCACCCUCAGUCACACUCACACAGGCCAGAGACCUGGGAGUGCCCCAUGACCCUGGGCCCAGUGCGGGGUGCUCACCUGAAGGAGAGACCAGGGCACCAGCUGUGCCCUGGCUGUUGCUGCCUGUCCCUGUCCAACUCACAUCUGCCCAGGUUUCCUGGAGCUGCAACUGCCAGAAACAGUCAAAAGGAAGGUUGUUUCCUCAAUCUAUAUUGCUCAUUGGCUGCUCUCCUUCCUUGAGACCUGAGAAUCAACCAAUUGUCUACAUAAUCUGUAAGAUUGACAGGAAUGGCAGCCAGUGGUAGAGGCGGAGUGGGUGGCGCAGGCAAGUGUGUAGGGUUAGUGCAGAGGUCCCACUGACUCUACCCCCAAUAUAUCCUCUGGGCCUCGGUUUCUCCACAGGUUCUGCUUGCCAUUGGCACAUUCUUGGGUUUCCCUUAGCUGCAGUUUCCUCCCAAAUCCCAAAGAGUAGGUUUAAUGGAACCUAAAAAUUGCCCCCAAGAGUGUGGGUGAGGGGUGGAAUUGAUGUAAAUGCAGGGAGAUUACCUGGCAGGGGAAACUUUUGGGGUGGUGGGGCCCAGGUGCUAGGACUGCUUCAUGAGCUGGCAGUUUGAUAGGUCUGUUGCAUUGGAAGCAGGUGUGGAGUUCUUGGAGAGGCCAAGAGAAAUAGAAGAGGGGCAGAAAUCCCUUAAGUGCUUGCGUCAGCUAAGCAUGCAUCAUCUUAACCCGUUCCCCUCCCUCCCAAUACCCUGCUUCCAUUGAGGUCAACGUUACCAGAUCUUCUAUAUUUCAAGAGAAUUAUUCCUACCUUCCAAAGUGGACAUCACUCCUCUCUCCAAAACCCCCCACCCUCCUCCCAUCUGCUUGGCGUCACUGGUACAGCAACCCCCAUGGUUUGUUGAGGGGAAUCCUCAGCCAAUCUCUCCUCCUCUGAGGUGAACACUUUAUACGUUUUUGCGUUUGGUGGGGUCGGGCGGGAGGGUGGUUUUGCGUUGUCGCGGGUUUCGGGGGAAGCGGGAAGAAGACCUCCUUUUCUCCAGGUCUAUCUCUCUCAGUGUUUUAAUACUUUUUUUUCUUUUUGUCUGCCACGCAUUGAUGACUAGGGUUUUACAGUGACGUUUUUAACACUGCGAACUAGUCGUGCUAACUCGCGGGCACAGUGUAUAUACUGUAGAAAGAAGUAUUUGUACAUGAUUAGCCAAUCAAAAAAAAUAAAAAACGGCUUUAUUACCUCAUGCAAGCUCAUAUAAACCAAUAGAAUUACUACAUGUUUUACCAGUUUUAGAGUGCUCACAUACUACCUCUGACAUUCACACUAGAACAUUUUUUUGUUUAUUUUUCUUUUCUUUGUAAAGUGGUUUUUGAAAUCAGCACAAAAUUGCAGUGUGAUGAUUUUAAGUUGAAGGCGCUGACAAAAAAAAGGAUAAUUUUGUCACGGUUUUCACGCAUCCUGGGAUAUAGGCAGCGGCAGGCUGAUUGUUACCUAUUAAAAUCUGUGAAUCAGAGACCAGUUUUUUUUUCAAAUUUUUCAAAUCUUACUUGGAGGGUUUCUGAGCUCAAAGGGGAGAGGGGAUGAAGAUCAAAAUAAAAGAUGGAUUUGAGAUAUUUUUUGUUUGAUCUUUUGUGUAUCUGUUUUGGGGGAAAUUGUCAUUCCCCACCCCCGCUUUCACUCCAUCCUGACAAGUGGUGCUGGAAAAGGCUGUGGCCUAGGCUGAGUGAGUGUGCCAGCUCUUGGGCCUCAGGCAACUUGCCUGUUGCUUCUGCCCCUUCAGGUUUCAUGUGUGGCCUCCUUCUGUGUUCUUCUUCCACCCUCACAGGAGAGUAGGGACCAAGUGGAAUUGUCUUUCGGGUUACCAGAGCACCAGGGUUUCUAAAUGCACCAUGGCAACCACCAACAUCCAGAGGCACUGGCUGCAGCCAGCUAUCUCUGUAAAGCCACUAUUGGUGCAACUAUGCGAUUGUUCCAUGGGGGAGGGGGGAAGUGUGCAUCCGCCAUGACAUUUCCUGUUGCCUUCUGCGUGUCCAUGGAGAAUGUCCACUGUGGACGUGUGGCUCUUAAUUUUUGGGUGGGCAGGAGAGGAGGGAGUAAGUGCUGAAAGUUGUACAUCAUUGUACACCAUUGAGAUGGUUCCCAAGAAAUACGGAAGGGGAAAAUUGCCCAGAGAUAGUUACCCACACUCAAGACUUAGUUCCCACACCCUUCCUAAACCUAUCUGUUCCACAGCAACUCCAGUCCAAGCCAAGCAAAUGACAAAGGGAGUCGCCAGUGGCAAAAUAGCCAACUGAAAAUACUGGCCCUUACACAGGAGCCCCUCCUGUGCCACCCUAGGAUUCGUGCCUUUCUUCCCCAGCCUAAAGAAGGUAAACCUGCUGGGGUGGGGAUGUGGAGUUGUGAGUUACAAGUUCUUAAACACCAUAAAAUGGCACAGUGCCCCUGAUUGGAUGGGAAGAGGUCCAACUUUGAACAUUGCCUCAACUCAGGGGCCCUAUCAGGUUAGAUUUGAAAUUCUGAAUGGUUUCUGAUUUUGAAUUUCUAUUAUGUUUAGUUGAUAUUUCUUUUCCAACUGUUUCAAUGUAUUCUCUGUUAUGCUUUACAAAUGUGCAAAUUUUUUUGUUAAGAAAAAGAGCGAAAGGAAAAAAAAUGGCUGUGAUGUGGAAUGGGCUGUGGUUUUGGGUUUUUUUUUUGUUUGAAUGGUCUUUGGCAGAGAGACAGAAGGGGGGUACCUGUGGUGCAAGACAGAUCCUGGCAUCAGGGGUAGAGAGGUCCGUGGCAUUCGUCCACCCCUACUCUGCCCUCCCCAACCCCUAGCCAGACUAUCAACACCCCCACCCCCUCGCUCUCCACAGGCCCUGCCCCCAAUACCUGCCCCAGUCUCUGGCUUGUGGGCUGAGGACUGACAGUGUCAAGGAGCCUUGAGCAAGAGGUUUGCCAAAAGUCAGUUUGGCUUCGUUUUUGUUUUGAGAUGACGUUUUGUAAAGGGGUUUGCCGAGACCAGGAAUGUCUCCUCCAGUGUUAUGCUGCCAUUCUGUGCUGCUAAGUUACCAUGAUUGCUUUCAAUAAACUUUAUUGUUCCAUGCAAACCUUC
Hypanus sabinus (Atlantic stingray) is the source of this 6305-nucleotide messenger RNA. Its product is annotated as pre-B-cell leukemia transcription factor 2-like. The transcript is spliced from 9 exons. Bases 591 to 1958 code for a protein of 455 amino acids. The record is from RefSeq and is a predicted model, not a curated record. Gene Ontology annotation, molecular function: DNA-binding transcription factor activity, RNA polymerase II-specific; RNA polymerase II cis-regulatory region sequence-specific DNA binding. Gene Ontology annotation, cellular component: nucleus. Gene Ontology annotation, biological process: brain development; neuron development; eye development. NCBI's taxonomy places the organism in Eukaryota, Metazoa, Chordata, Chondrichthyes, Myliobatiformes, Dasyatidae.